Messenger RNA from Diaporthe citri, 1878 nucleotides. RefSeq lists its product as uncharacterized. Bases 1 to 1878 code for a protein of 625 amino acids. Lineage: Eukaryota; Fungi; Ascomycota; Sordariomycetes; Diaporthales; Diaporthaceae. The transcript is spliced from 2 exons. The record is from RefSeq and is a predicted model, not a curated record.
AUGGCUCGUGCGCUAACAUUGCAGGGCUACUCACCAGCAUGGAAAGGCCUACCUCCGGCACCAGAAAUCAGUCAAUCUGCGAAUUCUCAGCGGUCCUUUCAGUUUUUGCAAGUCCAGCUCGACACAUGCUCUCGGGAGCAUGGAGAAUGCAACCAGGACUCACCCCACCUCCCCACGCGGGUCUUGGACCUUGGUAACUCGGCGACUGUACCGCACGUCAAGAUCUUUGAGCCGCCGUCUGGGACACCGGGAAAAUCUAUCGCCUUGAGCUACUGUUGGGGAGACGGGGAUGGACUGACGGCCAUCAGAUCAAACUUGUCCAAGCUACUCCGAGCUAUAGAUGAGGAUGACCUACCGGCCACGAUCCGAGACGCCAUAGGGCUAGCCAGAUACCUCCGAGUGCAAUACCUUUGGGUCGAUGCACUAUGUAUCAUUCAGGACGAUACGCAAGAUUGGGCACAUGAGUCGGCUCAGAUGUCAACUGUCUACGCGCAGGCCUUCCUCGCCAUCUCAGCCUCCUCUGUGGACUCUUCAAGGUUGUCCUUCCUACGCCAUAACCGCCCAAACAGCGACGAUUUAUUUCGACUACAGGAAAAAGCUGCUAGCGACCAGCACCACGACACCGCCUCCCACGAUUUAGUAAAUACGCUGGCUGUGCGGAGGACUCCGUCCUCAGGAUUCCACCAAAAUCCUGAAAAAGAGAUACUAGACCCUAGCAUGUGCCGCGCCUGGACGCUCCAGGAAUACAUGUUGUCGACCCGGGUUGUCUCCUUCUCGACUGACGAGGUGCAGUGGACAUGCCGCACACUUCGCGCCUGCGAGUGUGGUAACCCUGAGAAACUCGACCCCCCGCAUACGCACGAGCUACAACGAAGCCUGGAAGCGAAAAGCCACGGGGAGGUGGGGGCAGACACGGAUGAAGGGCGCCUUGACAGGAUGUCAACCUGCCUUGACUUCUGGGUCAGGGUCGUCGAGGGAUAUAGCCGCCGCAACCUCAGCUACAUGCGAGACAAGCUACCGGCACUUUCAGGUAUUGCAUGUGAAUUUGUCCAGAUCCUGAACAAAGAAGGGCUUACGGCAAGGGGAGGCAUGCCGCCGUCACGCUACCUUGCGGGCUUGUGGGACACCAGAAUGCACAGGCAGUUGUGCUGGCAACUCUCCAAGUACUAUGACAAGGGUUUUGUUCAGGAAUACCGCGCGCCGACUUGGUCAUGGGCUUCGGUCGAAGGCGAAGUGGCUAUGAAUCACUCGAACGUUAAUGAUUUCAUCCCACAAGCCGAGAUUCUUGAAUCCGUGUGCGCGCUGGCAAAUCCGGACAACCCGUUCGGCCAAGUCGUGCGCAAAGGCACAUAUCUUCGGGUUCGCGCGACGGUGCUGAGAGAGGAUGUGUGCAUGUUUAGCCAGUCCCCCAGGGCAGGAAUGUAUCAGAGCGGCCAUGGCCAGAUUGUCAUUGACUGCGACGUCGAGGGUAUUCCCCCCAACACUCCGAUCUGGGGCCAGCACGGCACAGGCCGAUCGUUACAAAGGCGGCGUGGACCAACUGCCACCGCCAGAGACAAUAUGGGGCAGAGCGCUCCUGGAGGAUUGAGUCCCGGGUCAAACAUUGGGUCGGGUUCCGAAUCAGAGCCGGAGGGGCGGUGCGGGCCGUGGAUGGAUGAGUGGGAAGAAUCUAACUCGGGCGGGGACUUCACCGUCUGGCUGCUUCACAUGGCAGACUCAAAAAGGGACGGAGAGAUGAAGCCGGAAUUACUGGUGCUCUGUAGGUCUGCAGGGUAUGAGGAAGUGUCUGAACGAAUUGGGUACCUGGAAGCUGUUGACGGCGCUUCAUGGGCAGAGGAUGUUUCAGGACAGGAAAAGUCUAUCGUUACCAUAACAUGA